CCUUCCCAUUAUUAUUCUCCUACUAGAACAACAGCACACCUUUCGACCUGCAAUACCCGGAUCAGUCCAGUCCACUUUCCUCUGAGUUGUGGUAGUUAUGUUCAGGCCGACUUCUCCUCUGGCCGGAGGCCUUCUAUGGAAAAUCCCCUGGCGUCUCUCGUCAAUGCAGAAGGCGCGUCAACGAAAGCGGUUAAAAAUGGUCGACAAAGUCGUCGACACGGUCAGCACAGCGCUACAAAACAAUGGCGGAAUGACGGCGAAGGCAGUAGAGCGAUGGUACCAGGAGAUGCCCCGAGAGGAAGAGAUGCUGCCAAAGGAUAAAUACACGAUUUUUGAUCGCAAGGAAAAGAAAUACAGAAAGGGCAUUCACAAGCUACCGAAAUGGACGAGAGUCAGUCAGAGACUCAAUCCGCCCGGCUUCUAGAGGACGCAACUCGACAGAUAUCAUUGAUGCCAUGCGCUACAUCUGCUUGACCUGCGCUUGGGAAAAUGCCUUUCGCCUCUCCGGUCCUUAUCGAUUCCAACACAAUAUGGCAAUUGCCUUGGCACUGGCGUGUGGAUGUUGACGCUCACCAAGCCCAGAUACGUCCUAUCAUCAAUUGAUGGCUGGAGAGAUUCAACGUCUUGAGCGCCGAAUAGCUUGGCUGCUCAAUCACGGAGCGAAGAGGACGCUAUGCAUCACACUGCUCUCCAAGCCCUGCCAUAUGAAGAGAAGUCAACUAGGUUCGAUCUCCCAACGUUGGCAGAAGACAGCUCACAGUCGAGUCGUCUUGUGGUACAGGAGCACGUCUAUAUGGGACAGGAUAAGAAAGCUUUUGAAUAGCGUGCAGAAAACUUGCAGGUGUAUGCUGUGUUUCCUGGGACGGAGAGACGACGAACUCCUAGCAGCGUGAGGAUCUCCCCCGUCACCCCUGCGGUACAUCACAGCGAAGAUAGGCUGUACGAGGUAUUGAUCUGUACAAUAGCGUUAACUAUUGCGACUUCAUUAUUGCCCCCAUCCACCCUCCCUCGACUCAUCCCAACUAUGUUCUUCGUGAACCAAAACCCUAGUCAGCCGCCAAGUGGACGCGCUAGGCAAGGAACUCUUCCAAAUGUCCUAUGUAUCUCGAAG
This is a messenger RNA of Cladophialophora immunda, 1111 nucleotides long. RefSeq lists its product as uncharacterized. Gene Ontology annotation, molecular function: structural constituent of ribosome. The transcript is spliced from 3 exons. Bases 98 to 424 code for a protein of 108 amino acids. The record is from RefSeq and is a predicted model, not a curated record. Gene Ontology annotation, cellular component: mitochondrial large ribosomal subunit. Lineage: Eukaryota; Fungi; Ascomycota; Eurotiomycetes; Chaetothyriales; Herpotrichiellaceae.